Messenger RNA from Poecilia latipinna (sailfin molly), 887 nucleotides. RefSeq names its product T-cell surface glycoprotein CD3 zeta chain-like. Lineage: Eukaryota; Metazoa; Chordata; Actinopteri; Cyprinodontiformes; Poeciliidae. The record is from RefSeq and is a predicted model, not a curated record. Bases 220 to 603 code for a protein of 127 amino acids. The transcript has 8 exons.
UACGAAACAGUCGAGCUGGAGAAAACGCAUACCUAAAGGCUUGGCAAUUUUUUCAUUACAAAUACAAUAGAAUAUAAUAGAAAUAUUUUUAUUGUCCUAAAGUGAGGAAAUUCAGGUGCACCAGCAGCAAGUUAAAGAGGGAUCAGACGAUACCGUGAGGCGACUCGCAGCUGCUUGACGAAAAGAGUAAAACAAUUAUUUUUACUGGCAGACAGAGCCAUGGAUUCAUGGAUGACAGGCGUGUUUGUGCUCUUUGCACUGUUCAUGCCUGUUUGCUGUGAAGAAACCUUUUUCACUGAUCCGGUCAUCUGCUACUUUCUGGACGCGUUUCUGAUGGUUUACUGUAUUGCUGCAACGGCGCUGUUCUUCAGAGAAAAAUUCUCCAAAAUGCCACGAGUUCAACCGGACCUUGAAGAAAAAGGGGGCAUUUACCAGGAACUCGAGAGGCCAAAGGACACUGAUGCUUACGAAGUGCUUGACCCCAAAAAAGCAAAGGGAAAAACUGGCAGGAAGAAGAGACCUAAGCAGAGCCAGGGCAAGCCGAAGGAUAAGGAUCCAUAUAAGUCUGUCCCCACCGGCCCUCGGCCCGCUGCGGCUCCGUAGCGACGCACUUUCAGAAACAGAGAAGCUAAUUGCAGCUGAGACGAAUGGAAAAUUAUUGCCUGUUUUUUUUCUCUUUUUUUAUGUAAAGACUUUUCUUUUCUCUUUGCUUUUUUGUAUCGAUAAGCACCUCAUUUUUUUGUUUUUGUGGUUGGUUAGAUAAAAUGUGGUUGGAUUUUUAAGCAGACCUGAGGUUUUGUACCACUGAGAACAGAUAGUUACAUGUGUUGUGAAAAACAAGACAACCUUUUUCCCUCACUGUCUGCCAUUAAAUCAGACUAAACGUU